AUGUAGUAGAAUUAUUAAGUUGUUAUAUUAGCCGGAGGUUAAGGUACUGAAUUGUAUCCUCUUUGCGAAAGAUUCCCAAAGGCUCUUUUACCAGUUAACAAUAAGCCUCUGAUUAUUUACUAGUUAGAAAAAUUAGAAAGCAAUGGAUUUACAAAUGUGCUUAUACUUACCUCUAAGAACACAAGUAAAAUUGAAAGAUAUAUAAAGGAAUAUUACUAAGGCUAGGUUAAAUAUGAGUUGAUAACAAUUCCAGAUGAAAAAAAAGAAACAUUUGAAGCAAUCAGACAUGUUUCAAAUAAAAUAAAUAAAGACUUUAUUCUUAUUGCUUGUGACUCAAUUACUGAUUUAGGCUUAGACGAUGUAAUCGAAUAGCAUAUUUUAACUGGAGCUUAUUUGACAGCUGUUUUAAAGGAAGAUAAAGUUGAUGAAGAAAAUAACAAAAUCAUCAACCCAAGUUCUUCAGCUGAUAACCAUGAUGUAUUCCUUAUCGAUGAGACAAAUAAUAAGAUUUUGUAUGUGAACUCUUUCUAUGAAAUAAAAGAAAAUGGAUUAAAAAUAAAAAAAUCUAUUUUGGCAAGCAACCCCGAAGCAAGCAUUAAAACUAAUCUUUUUGAUUCCCACAUAUAUAUUUGCAAAAGACAAAUCCUUUAAAUAUUGUGUAAAUUAGAAAAGAAGGUAAGUGAUACAAUUUCUUCUUGGAAAGAAGAUUUGUUCCCAUUUUUAGUAAGAAAUCAGUAAAACUAAAACUUACUCGAACUCUUGGAUGAGAUUAAAAAGAGUGAACACGAAGAAGAAGAAUAACAAUAUGGUUUACUAAACAAAGAUGAAAGCAGUGAAGAAAAAAUAUCUAAUAUUCCCAUAAUAGCUUUUAUAACUAAUAAAAAUUACAUUAAAAGAGCUAAUAAUAUCAAAGAUUAUAUAUAAGGAAACUUCGAUUGUAUUAAAACUGAUAAAGUCAUGCCAGAAUCCUAUGUUGAAAUCUUCUAAAAUAAUGGUAUCCCUCUUAUCUCUAUCUAAGAAUCUGAUAUUAAAAUUAACUAAAGUAAUAUUGCUGAUAAAUCAUAGAUAGGUCCUAAAGUAUAAAUUAAUAAAUCUAUCAUUGGACCAUAAUGCAAGAUUGGAGAUGGUGUUAAAAUUUCUAACUGUAUUAUAUUUAAAGAAGUCACCAUUGAGUAAGGAUGCGUCUUAUAAAACUGUAUCAUUGGAAACAAAGCCACUAUUAAGUAAAAUUCUAAACUUAAUGACUGUUAGAUUGGUGUUAAUGGUGUUGUAGAAGCAAACAGCUCUCUUUCUGCUGAAGUUGUUGUUCAAGAAGACAAUUGA
Molecule: messenger RNA, 1323 nt
Organism: Tetrahymena thermophila SB210
Lineage: Eukaryota; Ciliophora; Oligohymenophorea; Hymenostomatida; Tetrahymenidae
Product: nucleotidyl transferase family protein
Exons: 7
Biological process (GO): biosynthetic process; cytoplasmic translational initiation
Cellular component (GO): eukaryotic translation initiation factor 2B complex; guanyl-nucleotide exchange factor complex
Molecular function (GO): guanyl-nucleotide exchange factor activity; translation initiation factor activity
Source: RefSeq, a predicted model, not a curated record